UUAAAGGGCUAACCUUCUGAAGCCUGUGCUCACUCUGCACAAACGGAAGUAGUAUUUUCCUUCCGGCUCUCGCGCGAACUGCGCCUCCAACAACGGGAAUAUCAAGCCGCGUUUUAUUCGCCAUCAGGAAACGGUUUAAUGUUUAAACAUUUAUCACCCAGCCAUGAGUGCUCUGUUUACCUGUGAGGACCCAACCCUAUGGAGAAGACUGUAUGAUAAAUACUGGGAGGUCAUGGAGGCCAAGGCCAAGGCCAAGAAGUCUGAAAAACUAUUGAAACUGGACAAAUGGUAUCAAGAGGAGCUACCUGUAGCCAUCACUAAUCGACCUGAAAAGUAUAUCACUCUACCAGAACUGGUGAAGCUGAUGGAGUGGAAACUUACAAGAGGGAAGUUCCGGCCGCGGCUCCAGCAGCUAGUGGCUUCCAACAGCGAGGAGACUGUGGAGAAAUGUUCCAAAAAGGCCUUCAGCUUCCUACCGGAUAUGCGGGCGGCCAUCGCAGAGCUCAGCUCCCUCAAAGCCCUGGGCCCAGCCACGGCCUCAGCUGUUUUGGCAGCAGGAGCCCCACAGCAGGCUGCGUUCAUGUCGGACGAGGCUGUGGAGAGUGUCCCUGGACUGAAGCCCAUCCAGUACACAGCCAAGCAUUACACCCUGUAUCUGGAUAAGGUGGUGGAGCGCACUGAAACCCUUAACAAAGCGGGCAGCCAGCAGGAUUGGACACCCCACAGGGUGGAGCUAUGUUUGUGGACGUGGGCAGUAGCCAAUCAGCUUCAACUGCCGCUCCUAAAGGGCAUUGAUGUAAAAGGCAGCGCUGGGAAAGAUGAGCCCUCCGACUCUGACACACAUCAGAGACCAAUGAAGAGGAGGACCAAAUAAAAUGACUUCCAGAUCUUAAUUUGUACCUGGCCAA
Lampris incognitus (smalleye Pacific opah) is the source of this 908-nucleotide messenger RNA. RefSeq lists its product as uncharacterized. NCBI's taxonomy places the organism in Eukaryota, Metazoa, Chordata, Actinopteri, Lampriformes, Lampridae. The record is from RefSeq and is a predicted model, not a curated record. Bases 164 to 874 code for a protein of 236 amino acids. The transcript has 7 exons.